AUGACCUCAACUGGAGUGGGCGCGGCCGCCGAGAACACGCGGAAUGUCAGGAAUCGUUCGGCGAUUCCAUCUUUGCCUCUAGGAGAAGGAGUCAAGUUGUGUAAAGAAGGGGGCGUGGCUGAAGUGUUGUCUAGAUGGCGAAUCCAUUCCCAAGAGGACCCCCGGACCCCCCGUCGCCCGCCCAUCACCGACUUUGUGGCCCUCAACACAGAAGCGAUCAAAUCCGGUCACCGGACGGCCAAACAAUUUAGGGAUUACAAAGCACAAUUGGGUGCGGCCAAUACUCUCCCUACCCCCAAGACGCCGAGGGGCAGGGCUUCGCAACGGCCGCAAAUUCCCGACAUCACCUUUGGGAUGAAGAACAGGGCGUCGUCUCCAAUUUUUGACAUUUUGGCACACGAGUAUGGCCGACGCUGGGUACAGGAAAACAUUAAAACUCGCAGCGAGUACGAGAGACGCCACACGGUCAAGUUUCCGCCCUUCGCCCACACGCGCGCUUCUAUACUCCGCACCAAUGCCGCACCUCCGCUCGUCACCGUCCAUCCACACACACGCACCCGAUACGCGCAGAUUGGCCCCGCCCUGGACACCUGCAGAAAACAUAUUUCAAGCACCAUAUAA
This is a messenger RNA of Nerophis lumbriciformis (worm pipefish), 621 nucleotides long. NCBI's taxonomy places the organism in Eukaryota, Metazoa, Chordata, Actinopteri, Syngnathiformes, Syngnathidae. The record is from RefSeq and is a predicted model, not a curated record.